This is a messenger RNA of Vanessa atalanta (red admiral), 2174 nucleotides long. RefSeq lists its product as uncharacterized. Lineage: Eukaryota; Metazoa; Arthropoda; Insecta; Lepidoptera; Nymphalidae. Bases 191 to 1771 code for a protein of 526 amino acids. The record is from RefSeq and is a predicted model, not a curated record. Gene Ontology annotation, biological process: cerebral cortex development; cell population proliferation; mitotic spindle organization. Gene Ontology annotation, cellular component: cytoplasm. The transcript has a single exon.
ACUUUCCGUUAUUUCUCAACAACGGCUGGAAUAUUUAUUUUAUAAAUAUAGAUCGCUAUUGUUUUGCUUCUUUCUUUUCUACCUGUGAUUAUUAGUUAAGAAACUGAUAACUUCAAAUAAUUCCAUAGCAUAUUAAAAGUUUUGUGAAGUUGUUAUUGAGAUAAGAACAUACCACGACUUGAUAAAUCGAAUGUUUACUAAUAUUCUGUCUAAUAAUUCGUCAUAUUUUAAAAAUGAAAAAGGUGGCUUAAGCAGCUUAAACCUUAAAUGUAAUAUUCUCUCAAAUCGUGAAAUAAAAAACAGUGAAAUAAAAACUGAAAACAUGCUGUCGUCACGAGUUAGUACUAUUGCUUCUGAUGAAAGCUUCAUCACUCCCGUUUCUUCAGUAGACGAUCUAAUGGCUCUAUCGCCAAAAAAAUCAAGAGAAAUCUCUGAUCAAACGAAUGUUACAAGUGAUUUUCUCACUGGUACCGAUUUUGAUAGUAUAUGUGAUAUAACAAUGCAAGAAGUUCCAACGUGCGAUGAUAUGUUUAUGGAUGCUCACAGCUUAGAUUACCUUGUUAAAUGUGCGGAAACAAAUAGAAAUCAAACCUUAAUCGAUAGAGGAAAAGAAAGUCUAUUUGUAAAAUUUGAUCCACUUUAUGCAAAGAAAAUGUUGCAAGAUGCAUCUGAUAAUGCUCAAAACUCACAAACAGAUUCUUCUGAAUGUGAUGUUGGCUAUGAAACCAGCAGUUCUACAUCAGUCGUAACUGAAAAUGUUACCGAAACUUCCAAACAUACAUUGUCAACAAGUUUAAUGAUCUCUAAAAAUGGGAAAGAUAAACCAACUCAGGUUGUUCCACCGGUUGUAAGCAGUGAUGUUCCAAAGCCUAGUACAACUCAGGCAAAAUCUGUACCAGCUCUAGUACGAAGUGUUUCUGCUAUUCUUACACCAAGCCAAGUAGCAACAGACAGGCUCAUAAACUUUGCUGGCAACACUCCACCAACAGCUGCUCCUAGAAGCCCUCGUCGCCCACAGUAUGGAGCUCAAGAAGUUGAUCGACUCCAGUCAUUAAGAAUUAUUUUGCAAAAUCAGGAUCAAGAGGUUUUGCUGUUAAGACAAGAGAACAGAGAGUUAAAAUCCUCUUUACAAGAUAUUGAACACAAAUUUUCCCGCACAAAAGAAGAACUAGAAAAUCAAAUAAAAAAAUUAACUGAUGAAAAAGAAGUUUUACAAGAAAAGGAAUGUAGAUUGACUCAACAAGUUAAUGACAAAACUAUAAAUAAUAAACAAAUGUGUAUUGUAAUGGAGGAAUAUGAAAAAACUAUUUCAUCUAUAAUAGGUGACCAACAAAAAGAAAAAAUACUAUCACAAGGGAAGUUUGAAAAAUUAAUAUUAGAAAGAGAUCAAGCACUUAACCACCUUUCAAGUAUGGAAAGUUCCUUCAAUGAUUUGUUAACAAAGUAUGAGAAAUGUAAGACUUUGAUCCUAGAUUCUAAAGAGAGGGAAAGAGUUCUUAAUCUGAAGAUAGUCGAGUAUGAAGCAGGUUUGGAGAAAUAUGAAAUACUUUAUAACAAUCUUAAGCAAGUUACAACAGAUAAUUUAGACAAAGCAAAUGAAACACUGGAUAAUAUUAAAAAGGCUCACAAUGUUGAAAUCACAAAGUUAAAUGCUACAAUUAAAAAACAUGAAAUCAUGAUAUCUUCUCUCCAAGAGUCGUUGAUACAAAAAACAAGAGAUAAUGAGGAAUUGACGAGAAUAUGUGAUCAACUAAUCAACGAAGUUCGCUAAUUAUUAUCUAUAUAUUAUAAAGCUCAAGAUAUUAUUUGAAAUUUUAACAUAAUUAAACCCUGUUUUCUAAGAAUAAUACUUAAUUUUAACUUAUACUUUGUAGCCAUUUUAUUAGCACUUGUUUGCUUCAUAAAUGAGCAUUGUGAUUCCUAAUUAUAAAGUUUUGCAUUAAUAAGAUUAUUUGGUAAAAAUUGCUUAUCCAAUGUUAAAUUAUUUUCUUAUUAAUAUGGUACAAUAAGAUUGAUUUACAUAGUUUAUUGCUCACUUAAGACUAUUUUAUUGACAAACAAGAGCCAUAGAAUUGAAUUUGACUUUGAUUUAUUUAAAUUUUUUGUGGUGGUGCUUAUUAGGUUUUUUAAACUAUUAUUCGAACUGUUAUGUUCAUUUAGUUGUAUAAAAUGUU